Molecule: messenger RNA, 1681 nt
Organism: Lampris incognitus (smalleye Pacific opah)
Lineage: Eukaryota; Metazoa; Chordata; Actinopteri; Lampriformes; Lampridae
Gene: smug1
Product: single-strand-selective monofunctional uracil-DNA glycosylase 1
Exons: 4
Coding region: 1-1236 (411 amino acids)
Biological process (GO): base-excision repair
Molecular function (GO): oxidized pyrimidine nucleobase lesion DNA N-glycosylase activity; single-strand selective uracil DNA N-glycosylase activity
Source: RefSeq, a predicted model, not a curated record
AUGGCGCCGCUCAUACUUUCCUCAAGAGCCUCUGCCGCAGAGUCCAUUCCAGAAUCCACUCCUGACAUCCAGUCCAACGCCAACCCAGUCGCAAUAGGGAGGGAAAGGGAAAACUUAUGCCCCCUAGCGGUUGUUUCCGAGUUUUGGACGGUCCCAGGACACACGUGUGAAGUCCCCCACCACUCCACACGGGUGCAGCACAGUUCCGGUGCACUGCUGGAUUCUGAAGGGGUUUCUGGAGCGUUCAAAUACCGCAGUCCGGUCCCCUCCAUGCUGGGCUGUCCGACGCCCAGCAUGUCAGAGGAGACGCCGCCUGACAACCAGGAGACCGGUCCCACACCAGCGGGGUCGAUACCGGAACCAGCGGGGUGGGUAACGGAGACCGGUCCGACACCAGCGGGGUGGGUGCCGGAACCAGCGGGGUGGGUGCCGGAGACCGGUCCGACACCAGCGGGGCGGGUGCCGGAACCAGCGGGGUGGGUACCGGAGACCGGUCCCACAUCCGCCCAGUUCCUCCAGGCCGAGCUGGAGCUGAACGCGCACCUCCGUCGGCUGACGUUCGGCGAGCCGGUGCGGUAUAUUUACAACCCGCUGGAGUACGCGUGGGACACGCACCGCUGCUACGUGGAGACGUACUGUCAUGGCGGCCAAAGUGUCCUGUUUCUGGGUAUGAACCCCGGACCUUUCGGGAUGGCCCAGACGGGGGUCCCCUUCGGGGAGGUCAGCUCAGUUCGUGAUUGGCUAAAGAUCACAGGGGAGGUGAGCCACCCGGCUGAAGAGCACCCAAAGCGACCGAUCACGGGGCUUGCCUGCAGCAGGAGGGAAGUGAGCGGCGCACGCUUCUGGGGCUUCUUCAGGAAGUUGUGUGGCGAGCCUGCGCUGUUCUUCCGCCACUGCUUUGUGCACAAUCUGUGUCCACUCAUUUUUAUGAGUGCCACUGGCAAGAAUCUGACACCGCCUGAUCUUCCUGCUGGGCUGCGCGAGAAGCUUCUGGCCCUUUGUGAUGUUGCGCUGUGUCAGGCGGUGAAGACUCUCGGAGUCUCCAUGGUCAUUGGGGUUGGGAAAGUGGCCGAGCAUCGGGCACGGCGAGCUCUGUCCGAGGCGAAUAUUAAUGUACGAGUAGAGGGCAUCAUGCAUCCCUCCCCAAGGAACCCACAAGCCAAUAAAGGUUGGCAGGAAGUGGCGGAGGCCAAGUUGACAGAACUGGGUGUCCUAGAGCUGCUGAGAAAGACGUGAUCUUAUCAGCCUCCUCUGGCAAAGAUUUCAUCAACAACAGCAACAGUAACAGCAACAACACGUGUUCUUGGCACAUGAACGUACCUGCUGAUUCUCGUGGAAGACACUUUGGAUGAAAGUGUCAACUGGACGAGUGAAUGUCAGUAUAACAUGCAGUAGACCAUGGAUUUCAGGACCAGGAGGACAAAGCAACGUACUGAGUGCGAGGGUUGCUCGAUAUCUCGCCUAGUGCUGAUGUUAGCAUGGUCACAGCUCUGCCUGCCUGUCUUCAAGGUGUUUAUCGUGGUGGGCCGUUAUCCCGGGGGCAUGUAGUAUCAGGGCAAUGCCAUAACCAUCUCUGGUAUAACUGUAAAUACUGGUGUGUUGUAGUUAUGUAAUGAAAGUACAUGUAUGGGUGGCAUUAUUAUGUAAUUAUGGAAUGAAAUAUAUGGUGGCACGGCAGCGC